Molecule: messenger RNA, 2827 nt
Organism: Musa acuminata subsp. malaccensis (wild Malaysian banana)
Lineage: Eukaryota; Viridiplantae; Streptophyta; Magnoliopsida; Zingiberales; Musaceae
Product: protein IMPAIRED IN BABA-INDUCED STERILITY 1
Biological process (GO): positive regulation of transcription elongation by RNA polymerase II; protein phosphorylation
Cellular component (GO): nucleus; cyclin-dependent protein kinase holoenzyme complex
Molecular function (GO): ATP binding; RNA polymerase II CTD heptapeptide repeat kinase activity
Source: RefSeq, a predicted model, not a curated record
GACCAAUCCAACCUCCACUUCAUCAUCUCUCUUCUCCUUCAAGGAAGCCAUCUCCUCUGCAACUGAAACUCGAAGCAACCUCACCAAAGCUGUCUCCUUUAUCCCAUAUUAGAGGAGAGAGAGCUCCGUAUUGUUCGUGGGAGGAUCGAUUCAUCUGCGUUGAUCUCGGAGUGAAUCUGUUGAGCGAUACCGGGGAAACAUCCUACGACCCUCAAGAAAGGAGAACAAAGAUCGUAAUUUUGAAGGGGAAUAACUCCAAAAGAUCCAAUCUUUCUAUCUUUGAGGGCUGCCAGCGCUCUUGUAUCGCCUGUCCCUCCUAUUCAUGCACUGUUAGUCUCGCCAGACGUGGAAGGGGAUGCAGGAUAACUGAGAAGUGGUUAAAGAUCUCUUUUUUUCUAUCUUUAGAGCGUUUGUAGCCGUCUGAAAUCUGCUGUGACUCCUAUUCUUGCUUGCCUUCGCCAUUUCUUUGGGGAAGCAAUCACUUUACAUUGGUGUCCUGGGACGCUCCUUGGUUGCUAUGCUUCUUGCCGGCAAGCUGUAGGCCGUGAUGGGUUGCGUGGCGUCGAAGGCCCCUGUUACGCCUGCAUUAGACUCGUCGGGCGCCUCCGCGGACCUUGAGAACUCAGAGGAGUUUUUGCCGCCGUCGUUGCUGUGGAACCGCCCUCAGCUUUGCAACUAUGAGUUCGGGGACCAAAGCGAGUCAGAAGAGUCCAAGAAGAAGAGCUCGGCCGGCACCAGCUCGGUGAGCUUUCAGUUGCGGAAUCUGAACUGGUGCACUGAAGGGGAGCAGGUCGCGGCAGGUUGGCCCACAUGGCUGAGCGCUGUCGCCGGGGAAGCCAUUCAGGGAUGGGUGCCCCUCAAAGCUGACUCCUUCGAGAAAUUAGAGAAGAUCGGGCAAGGUACUUAUAGCAGCGUGUUUAGAGCACGCGAGACCGAUACAGGAAGGAUUGUUGCCCUAAAGAAGGUGCGCUUUGACAAUUUUGAGCCUGAGAGUGUGAGAUUCAUGGCAAGAGAGAUACAGAUUCUCCGCAAGCUUGAUCAUCCAAACAUCAUAAAGCUGGAGGGCAUUAUUACUUCUCGGCUAUCGUGCAGUAUAUACCUUGUUUUUGAAUAUAUGGAGCAUGAUCUUGCAGGGUUAUCAUCUUGCCCAGAUAUCAAAUUCAGUGAACCACAGAUCAAAUGUUACAUGCACCAAUUACUAUCUGGACUUGAUCAAUGUCAUUCACGCGGCAUCAUACAUCGGGACAUCAAAUGUGCAAACCUUCUAGUUAACAAUGAAGGAAUUCUGAAGAUGGCUGAUUUUGGUUUGGCAAACAUCUUGAAUCCCGAGGAAAAGCAGCCACUCACUAGCCGAGUUGUGACGUUAUGGUAUCGUCCGCCAGAGCUUCUUCUAGGAUCAACAGACUAUGAUGCAUCUGUAGAUUUGUGGAGUGUUGGAUGUGUAUUUGCAGAACUCUUUCUUGGGAGGCCUAUCUUGCCAGGGAGAACUGAGGUUGAACAAAUUCAUAAGAUCUUUAAGCUCUGUGGUUCUCCACCAGAAGUAUAUUGGAAGCAAUCCAGGAUGCCGCAUGCAACAGUUUUUAAGCCUCAACAUCCUUAUGAGAAUUGCCUCCAGGAGACAUUUGACACUUUACCAGAAAGCGCAUUCGAAUUGUUAGAAACAUUUUUGUCGAUCGAGCCUAAGAAACGUGGCACAGCCUCUGCUGCUCUUGCUUCUAAGUACUUCAGGACAAAGCCUUACGCGUGUGAUCCAUCUAGCUUUCCCAAGUAUCAACCUAACAAAGAAAUCGAUGCAAAGUUUCGUGAGGAGUCACGCAGGAGGAGUGUCAGUAGCAGAUUAAAUGUAGAAGCAACAGGAAGACCUUCAAGACCAUACAAGCCUUCACAAGAAUCAAAUGGCCUUGCAAACACAGCAUCUCGCAGAGAGGGGUUGAAAAUUGCUCAAGGAUCUAAUAGAAGCAAUGUAAAACAAGAGAUUCCAAGAGUAAACAAUGGUACAAGGCUAAUCAUUGAUCAGCAGCCAAUGCCAAAUAUUAGAUACCAAGAUGAGCAUCGACAUGUCAAGCAAAACUAUCAAAGAGUGCCUUUCUCAGGUCCUUUGCAUCUCUCUGCUUCUACCAGCUUUGCAGGUCCAAAGAAACCAAAUGAAUUACAUUCACACAUCAAGCCUCAGGCUAGAUCCAGAUCCAGACAUGACAAAUCGGGAAGGUUGGGUCCAUCAAAUGUUUCAGAGAUAACAAGAACUUUCAAAGUGAAUGGAGAAGAAAAUAGAGAUCUUGGACAUGCUUCCUCUUCCAAUUCAAAAGGCUACAAGCCAAAAGACGCAUUUCAAAUCCCACGGAGACAUCCGGAGCUUCAGGACUCAACAUAUUCUUUCAAUGCCUACCGUUCUCGUGAUGCAGUUUCAUCUAAGAAUAGGAGCUUGGGUUAUAUAUAUCAAGGAGAAAAGGUGGAGUUCUCCGGGCCUCUACUGCUCCAAUCGAAAAAGGUUGAUGAAUUCCUGGAGAAGCAUGAACGGCACAUCCGCAAAGCUAUUCGGAAAUCAUGGUUUCAGAGAGGGAAAAAAGCAGGGACUGUAGAGAUCCAUGGAGGUUAGACAAAUACAUACAACUUGGAGAUGCAACAGUCUCAAAAUCCAACACAGUGAGACUGCAGGGCUGUUCUUCUUCCGGUUGAGAAACCGAAUGAGCACUGUGGAGAUCGGCUUGUGGGGAUUAAAACUGUAGGUUUCAUUGUAAAUGUGGAUGUUUUUUUUUUUGGUGCUGUAAAAGCCUGAAUGAAUGCAGGUUCCAGAGUUUGUAGACAAAGUUGAUAGUGUUUUUGUGCU